Molecule: messenger RNA, 2529 nt
Organism: Zingiber officinale
Lineage: Eukaryota; Viridiplantae; Streptophyta; Magnoliopsida; Zingiberales; Zingiberaceae
Product: zinc finger MYM-type protein 1-like
Exons: 8
Coding region: 1-2529 (842 amino acids)
Molecular function (GO): protein dimerization activity
Source: RefSeq, a predicted model, not a curated record
AUGACUUAUGUAGAUCUUAUUCGCAUUGAUCCCUUUAAUACCAACUCUGACGAAGCUUCCCCCAUGGCUACUCUUUCACAUGACGGCUUCACUAAAUCUGGCAUUCUUAAGACAUCUCCUCCACCUCCCCCUCCUACGACUAUUCCAUCACCUUGUGAGAUUGCGGACAAUCCUAAUUAUUGGUCGACGCAUCCUCAAUGCUAUGGACAAGGAAUUAACUGCUCUGCACCAUACUCAUACUUGGGAUUUGGUUAUUCUCAAGAGUAUGACAUGGAUUAUGAGAAAAUUUUUGCCCCUAUUGCUAAAAUGACCAUUGUUCAUAUGUUAAUUGUCGUUGCCUCUAUUCGUCAAUGGAAAAUAUCUCAGAUGGAUGUUAAGAAUGAUUUCUUGAAUGCAAAAGGCGAAGCCCUCGCCCCCAGGGCCCCCACCGACCGGACCCACGGCCAUCGUGAGGGAGGUGAAAUAACAAUGUUGAGGUAUUUUAAGAAAAUACGAGAUGAACCUACUUCAAACAAGUCAUCUCCCCCUCCACCACCUCCUCCUCCUCCGCCUCCUCUACCAGCUCCUCUUGAUGCUGACUCAAAUGAGUAUCCUAGUGAUCCUGGGCUAAGAAAGCACAUUCUUGAGUAUAAUGUUAAUGAAAGGGAGAUUGUUCGGCGUUACUAUUUGCAAAAAGAAUACAGCAUUGCAAAAGAUGCGGCUUUUUGUCUUUAUUGCUAUUUAUUCAAAGCGGAUCAUGGUGGUCAAAGUGGUGGUGAUUCUUUUGUUACUGAGGGAUUUAAAAAUUGGAGAAAGAAAGAAAAAUUUAAUGAACAUGUUGGAAAUCAGAGCAGCAUUCACAACAGGUGCAUGAUGGCGGCUUAUGAUUUAAUGAAUCAAAAACAACAUAUUGAAACUUGUUUGGUCAAUCAGUCUAGUCAAGUAGCUAUCGAUUAUCGUGUUCGUUUGACAGCAUUAAUUGAUUGCAUAAGAUUUCUUGUGCGUCAAGGAUUAGCAUUUCGUGGUCAUGAUGAAUCAACAAACUCACUCAAUCAUGGUAAUUUUCUUGAAUUGUUAAGAUUUCUUGCUGACCAUAAUGAGGAUAUCAAUAGAGUUGCACUAGACAAUGCUCCCUCAAAUCUCAAAUUGACAUCGCCUGAUAUUCAGAAAGAUAUUAUCAUAUCCAUUGCUUAUUUAACCACUAAUUCUAUUCUUGGAGAUCUCGGUGAUGAAUUAUUUACUAUAUUGGUUAAUGAGGCUCGUGAUAUAUCUGUUAAAGAACAAAUGACAGUUGCUUUACGGUUUGUAGAUGAAAGGGGAAAUAUUGUUGAGCGCUUUCUAGGCCUUGUACAUGUAAGCGACACUACUGCCUUAUCACUUAAAACUGCUAUUGAUUCUUUGUUGUGCCAACAUGGAUUAUCUAUAUCUAAUUUGCGGGGGCAAGGAUACGAUGGAGCUAGCAAUAUGAGAGGAGAAUUCAAUGGCUUAAAAAGCUUAAUUAUGAUGGAGAACCCUUCUGCUUAUUAUGUUCAUUGUUUUGCUCAUCAACUGCAGCUUACACUUGUAGCUGUUGCUGAAAAUCAUAUAAGAAUUUCUACUUUUUUUGAUGUGGUUGCACAAUUGAACAAUAUUGUUGGAGCGUCAUGCAAGCGAAGAGAUAUACUUCGUGACAAACAAUUUGAAAAAGUUAUUAAAGGAAUUUGCAAUGGUGAUAUCUUCACUGGACAAGAGGAGGGAAAAGAUCACAAGCAAAGGGCACAAACAAAUAAUUUGUUGGAAUUGAUUGGAAAAUAUGAAUUUAUAUUUCAGAUGCACUUAAUGAAGAAUAUCUUGGGAGUCACGAAUGAUUUGUCGCAAGCUUUACAAAGAAAAGAUCAAGACAUUGUAAAUGUCAUGAUUCUUUAUGAGGUAGUCACCCCGCACAUGGAAGACUUGUUCGUCUUUCAAGGGAGAUCACGACGAAAUAUUGAAGGAAGGACAAAUCUUCACUAUUAUCGUGUUGAAACAUUUUGUGAAGUGAUAGAUUUGCAACUUCAGGAGUUGAACAGUCGCUUUAACGAGGUGAACACGGAGUUGUUGUUGUGUAUGAGUUGUCUUGAUCCAUCAAAUUCAUUCUCUGCUUAUGAUAAGAGAAAAUUACUUCAGUUUGCUCAGUUUUAUCCAUCCGAUUUUUCCCCAAUGGAGUUAAUGCAUCUUGAGCCCCAACUUGAUAACUUUAUUUUUGAUAUGCGGAGUAGCAAUCAAUUCUCUGAGGUUGUGGGGAUUAGCCAGCUUGCUAAAAGGAUGGUUCAAUUGAAAAAACAUCGUCUGUAUCCUUUGGUGUAUUUACUUUUGAAGUUAGCAUUGCUAUUACCUGUUGCAACUGCAACUGUAGAGAGAGUGUUUUCAGCAAUGAAAAUAAUCAAAACCUCACUUCGAAAUCGGUUGGGAGAUGAUAUGAUAAAUGAUUGUUUGAUACCAUAUAUUGAGCGAGAUGUGUUUAAUACCAUUGAUAAUGAAGCUAUUAUUCAGCAUUUUCAAAAUAUGAAAUCUCGAAGAGUGAUAUUGUAA